UAAUUAUCUUUACCUCGCGCAGUGGAGUACUAUUUUCGACAUUUCGCUUUCUGGAUCUAGGGUUUCGCUUUUGACUACUCGUUUCUCCACCACCAACACCAUCGUCAUCAUCAACACCAUCAAAAUCAAAACCAUAGCUCCACCAUUUAUUGUUUCUGAGACGGAAAUCCAAUCUUAGAUCGCCUAGAGUUUUGGAUCAUCUCACCAGCAAUCAGUUCUAAUUUUUUUUUCCAGGAAAAAACCCUAAAUUUUCUCUGAAUGAUCUGGGAUUUUUAGUUUUGUUUGUUAAAUUCCAAAAAAAAAAAAAAAAAAAAAAGGGAUCAAAUCUAAAGCAUUCUUGAGACGAAGAUGAUAUUUGCCCUGGAAAGGAACUCAUAGAAAUCACGAGUUUUACAAAGAAACUGAUGAACAAUCUGAGCCACCAGAGAGUAAGAUUUUGACUAUUUUAGUUUUGGGAAAAAAUUACUAUGUAUAAGGCGUUGGUGUAUCAGGGGGAAGGGUUACUGGGAGAGGUAGAGAUAUACCCAGUAGAGAACAUCAUCAACAACAACGACAACACGAUGGUUGAAGUGAAGGAAAUCAGAAUAAGUCACUUUUCGCAAGCGAGUGAGAGGUGUCCACCACUGGCAGUGCUCCAUACCAUUACAUCUAGUGGGAUUUGCUUCAAAAUGGAAUCAAAAUCCUCGCAGUCACAGGACUCACCGCUCUAUCUUUUGCACUCCUCGUGUUUCAAGGAGAACAAGACUGCAGUAAUGCCACUGGGAAGGGAGGAGCUUCAUUUGGUCGCCAUGUCUUGGAGGAAUAAUGAAAAGGGUUAUCCUUGUUUCUGGGGAUUCAAUGUUGCCUCAGGACUUUACGAUUCUUGUCUUGUCAUGCUGAACCUUAGGUGUCUUGGAAUAGUAUUUGAUCUUGAUGAAACACUCAUAGUAGCAAAUACAAUGCGCUCAUUUGAGGAUCGGAUUGAGGCCCUACAGCGGAAAAUAAACAGUGAGCUGGACCCACUACGCAUUUCUGGUAUGUUGGCAGAGGUCAAGCGUUAUCAAGAUGACAAGCAUAUAUUGAAGCAAUAUGCUGAAAAUGAUCAGGUUGUUGAAAAUGGAAAGGUGAUCAAAACUCAGUCUGAGGUUGUUCCAGCCUUGUCAGAUAACCAUCAACCUAUUGCUCGGCCAAUUAUACGAUUGCAGGAGAAGAAAAUUAUUCUGACUCGCAUCAAUCCACAUAUUCGUGAUACAAGUGUUCUUGUGAGGUUGAGGCCUGCAUGGGAUGAUCUCCGGAGCUACUUGAUCGCACGAGGACGCAAGCGUUUUGAGGUUUAUGUUUGCACAAUGGCUGAAAGGGAUUAUGCUUUAGAAAUGUGGAGGCUUCUUGAUCCAGAUUUAAAUUUGAUAAACUCAAAGGAGCUAUUGGAUCGCAUUGUGUGUGUCAAGUCUGGUUUGAGAAAGUCGCUGUUCAAUGUCUUCCAAGAUGGGUUAUGCCAUCCUAAGAUGGCAUUGGUCAUUGAUGAUCGCUUGAAAGUGUGGGAUGAGAAAGAUCAACCACGGGUUCAUGUUGUUCCUGCAUUUGCUCCAUACUACGCUCCCCAAGCCGAGGCUAACAAUGCUAUACCUGUCUUGUGUGUGGCAAGAAAUGUUGCCUGCAAUGUUAGAGGUGGUUUUUUCAAAGAAUUUGAUGAGGGUCUUCUACAAAAGAUUUUUGAAAUUUCACAUGAAGAUGAUAUUAAAGAUAUUCCCUCUCCUCCUGAUGUGAGCAACUAUUUAGUUUCUGAGGAUGAUGCUUCUGCUUCAAAUGGCAACAGAGAUCCCCUUUCUUUUGAUGGCAUGGCUGAUGCUGAAGUUGAAAGAAGACUAAAGGAUGCCAUAUCUGCUUCUUCAACAGUUGCUAAUCUAGAUCCAAGUCUCGCUCCUGCUCUUCAGUAUCCAAUUGCGUUGGCCUCUAGCUCAAUUUCAGUUCCAACAACUCCAGUAUUAUCACAAUUUCCUGAUGUUCAGUUUCCUCAGUCGGCUUCACUUGUUAAACCAUUGGGCCAUGUUGGGCCCCCAGAACCAUGCUUUCAAAGUUCUCCUGCUAGAGAAGAGGGUGAGGUACCAGAAUCAGAAUUAGAUCCUGAUACAAGGCGGAGGCUACUCAUAUUGCAACAUGGGCAAGAUACAAGAGAACAUACAUCAACUGAACCCCCAUAUCCUGUAAGACCUCCAAUUCAAGUUCCUACUCCUCAGUUGCAGUCACAUGGUGGCUGGUUUACGGUGGAGGAAGAGAUGAGCCCACUACAACUGAGCCGAGCAGGAGCCAAAGAAUUUCCUUUAGAUCCAGAACCAAUGCAUAUUGAGAAGCAUGGGCCUACUCAUCCACCCUUUUUCCCCAAGGUUGAGUGUUCGAUUGCUUCUGAAAGAGUUCUUCAUGAAAAUCAAAGAUUGCCAAAAGAGGCAUUUCACAGAGAUGAUCGGUUGAGAUUAAACCAUACACUGUCUAGUUACCGUUCUUUCUCAGGUGAGGAUAUUCCAUUGAGUCGACCAUCUUCCAGCAACAGGGAUUUUGACUUCGAAUCUGGACGAGGUGUUUCAAAUGCAGAAACUCCAGCUGGAGUCUUACAGGAUAUCGCAAUGAAGUGUGGAACCAAGGUGGAGUUCAGGCCAGCUUUGGUUGGUAGCACGGAAUUGCAAUUCUCCACGGAGGCUUGGUUCGCAGGGGAAAAAAUUGGUGGAGGAAUUGGUAGGACGAGAAGGGAAGCCCAACGUCAGGCCGCUGAGGGUUCAAUUAAGAACUUGGCUAAUAUGUACAUGUCACGCAUUAAAACUGAUUCUGGGUCUAUGCAUGGGAAUGUGAGUAUCCUUAGUGCAAACAUCAAUGGGUUUCUAGGUAAUUUGAAUUCUUUUGGGAAUCAGCCAUUGUCCAAAGAGGAGCCUGUUUCAUGUUCAACUGCGUCCAAUCCAUCUAGGCUUCUAGACCCUAGGUUGGAAGGCUCUAAGAAGUCAAUGGGUUCACUCUCUGCACUGAAAGAAUUAUGCACUCUGGAAGGCCUUGAUAUAGCUUUUCAACCUCGCCCUCCACCUUCUGGUAAUUCAGUUCAGAAUGAUGAAGUUUAUGCUCAGGUCGAAAUAGAUGGACAGGUCUUAGGGAGAGGGAUUGGGCUAACAUGGGAUGAGGCUAAGAUGCAGGCUGCUGAAAAGGCACUCGGAAGUCUAAGAUCAAUGCUCGGUCAAUUUAGUCAGAAACAUCAGGGUUCUCCUAGGUCAUUGCAUGGUAUUUCGAAUAAACGUAUGAAGCCAGAAUUUCCGCAAGUUCUGCAGCAGAUGCCUUCUUCUGCUAGAUAUGCCAAGAAUGCUCCACCUGUCCCCUGAAAGACUAUAGAACCUUCCCUCAUUUUGGCAUGGCUGCCGUUGGGAUGUUUUGAUGGUAAAUAACAAACUUAAAGACGGACAAGGACCAUUCAGAUCCAGGACUGCCAAUUGACUAUUGGCCCUACAUUCUUCUUAAGAUCUCUAAAAGAUGAGCGGAACUCCCAACAGAUGAUCUUUUGGCUUCAUCUCAUAUUGAUUUGAAAGCAGAGACACCAAAUUGACUCCAGUCCCGAGGUAUAUGUGUUUCAAGAUUUUUUCGCUCCCUAUCCUAUGAGCCAUUUUCUCCUCAAAUUGCUUACAGACCUGACAUGAAGAAAGAGGGCUCUUCUUGAGGGCGAGUAGCAUGUAGUCCCACUAUUUGAUGUGGCCGGCGCUGUAAGUGCCAUUCUUUUCUGUGAGCCGAUCUGGGUUGGAUUUAAUUGCAGUGUAAUUGUGUUUGUUUAAGCCGAAGAAAACUGAAUAUGGUGUUGACCAAGGGAAGUGCCAUGCUCGGUGUCGUAAUUUACUAACCAUUGACAGUCCUACCCAAUCCACAGACUGUUUUCCUCAUCGCCACCUCUCUGAAGAUACUUAAUUUCAUUGUCCUGAGAUUGGCAAAAGUUAAUGGCGAUAGUGAACCGAGCUGAUCUAUUACAGUUUCUUCACUUGUAAGUAUGGAUUGGAAAUCCCCGUCUCCGAUGCCAUUGAGGUGUUGUGUGAGUGGUUAGGUAGUUACUUCAAGGUGGAUGUUUUGUUUCGUAAGCAUGACUUGGAAGAUUUUCCCAACAACUCCUUUUGGAUUUUUUAUUUUUUAAUAUAAAAUCUGGUUAGACAUUGCAUACAUCCGGAAUUGUACAAUCGUCAAACGCUUAUACAAAAACAUGGUUUUGAAAUCAAUGGGCAGGGAGGCUGAUUUUUUGUGUA
Molecule: messenger RNA, 4241 nt
Organism: Carya illinoinensis
Lineage: Eukaryota; Viridiplantae; Streptophyta; Magnoliopsida; Fagales; Juglandaceae
Product: RNA polymerase II C-terminal domain phosphatase-like 1
Exons: 17
Coding region: 468-3338 (956 amino acids)
Molecular function (GO): RNA polymerase II CTD heptapeptide repeat phosphatase activity
Source: RefSeq, a predicted model, not a curated record